Molecule: messenger RNA, 316 nt
Organism: Oppiella nova
Lineage: Eukaryota; Metazoa; Arthropoda; Arachnida; Sarcoptiformes; Oppiidae
Source: the annotation of a GenBank genome assembly
GAGAAGACAACUUUCCGAACGUCAAGAAUGGGGUUCUUAUAUGGAAAGUGGUGUUGGGCUCACCCGCGCACCUGGUAGGCCUACAACCCGGUGAUAUAAUUACCCGAAUUAAUGGAGUGGAGGCCACAUCUGUGGAAGACAUAUACCGGGCCUUAGAAGAUGAACAGGUCUUAAGUAUUACUAUUCGUCGCAAAGAUGAUGACAUAAGUCUCGUCAUUAAACCACAAACUAUUGACUGAUUGCACAAUAUUUGAGUCUAAACUUACAAAUGCAACUGUGCUUUAACUAAUGAAUAGCUAAUAUAUUUUUAAUACAG